UUGAGGAUUAGUUACUGGUGUCAGUGCACAGCCGUAACAAUGUUCAAGCUAACCAAGACAAGUGCUCAAAUGAGUACACGAAACCUUCGUACCACUGCUGGUCUCUUCCAGCGAGUACCCAUGAGCAAAUUUGACCCUGAGACAGACGUCCGAGAAAACAUGGCACUUCUCCAGAAAAAUGUCGAUAUCGUUAAGUCAAGGCUUAGGAGGCCAUUGACUUUGUCUGAGAAAAUUGUCUAUGGUCAUCUUGACGAGCCAGAAAUUGCAGAUAUCGUCAGAGGUGAAUCAUAUCUGAGGUUGCGUCCGGACCGUGUAGCAAUGCAGGACGCCACAGCUCAGAUGGCAAUGUUACAAUUCGUUGCCAGCGGUAUUCCUCGAGUGGCAGUUCCCUCGACAAUUCAUUGCGACCACUUGAUAGAGGCUCAGUUGGGAGGAGCAAAAGAUCUCAGCAGAGCAAAGGACAUCAACAGCGAAGUUUACGAUUUCUUGUCAACAGCAGGAGCAAAAUACGGGGCUGGUUUCUGGAAACCCGGAAGCGGAAUUAUUCAUCAGAUAAUAUUGGAGAACUACGCUUACCCCGGAAUUAUGCUCAUUGGUACGGACAGUCACACUGUCAACGGAGGGGGUCUUGGCGGAGUCUUUGUCGGAGUUGGCGGAGCUGAUGCUGUUGAUGUCAUGGCUGGUAUUCCCUGGGAGUUGAAGUGUCCUAAAGUUAUUGGAGUCCAUCUGAUAGGUGAAAUUAGCGCAUGGACGUCUCCAAAGGACGUUAUUCUGAAAGUGGCGGAUAUUCUGACAGUAAAGGGCGGAACUGGUGCUAUUGUGGAAUACUUUGGACCUGGUGUUAACUCACUGUCCUGCACUGGAAUGGGUACUAUCUGUAAUAUGGGCGCUGAGAUCGGAGCCACAACUUCCAUCUUCCCUUACAACGAGCGUAUGGCACGUUAUCUUCACGCCACAGAACGUGGGGAGAUCGCCAAGAUCGCUGACAAUUACAAAAGUGUGCUGGAAAGUGACGUGGGCGCUGAGUAUGACGAGGUGAUUGAGAUUAACUUGUCUGAGUUAAAACCUCUGAUCAACGGCCCCUUCACACCUGAUCUGUGUACCCCAGUUUCUGAAAUUGGAACCAGAGCCGAGCAGGAAGGCUGGCCAACAGAAGUUAAAGUAGGUUUGAUCGGGAGCUGCACUAACUCCAGUUACGAAGACAUGACCAGGUCCUCUAGCAUCGCCAAACAAGCCCAAGCUAAGGGUAUCAAGUUCAAAUCUCUCUUCACUAUCACACCCGGAUCCGAACAGAUCAGGGCGACUAUCGAGAGGGACGGUGUUGAUCAGCCCCUCCGUGAUAUCGGGGGGUUAGUUCUCGCCAACGCGUGUGGACCUUGUAUUGGACAGUGGGACAGACAGGAUGUAGCUAAGAACGAGAAGAACACAAUCGUUACCUCCUACAACAGGAACUUCACUGGAAGGAAUGACGCUAAUCCUAACACUCACGGAUUUGUUGCAUCACCUGAGAUCGCUACAGCGUUAGCACUUGCUGGCACGUUGAAGUUUAACCCUGAAACUGAUACUCUAUUAGAUUCAGAGGGGAACCCAUUCAUGCUGGACACACCAUAUGGAGAUGAGCUACCCGCCAAUGGCUUUGACCCUGGUGAGGACACAUACCAAGCGCCUCCUGCAGAUGUUAGUUCUGUUGAAGUUGAAGUUGAUCCCAGCUCCAACAGAUUGGAACUCCUUACUCCUUUCUCUGCUUGGGAUGGUCAGGACUACCACGAUCUUCAACUUCUUGUUAAGGUUAAAGGAAAGUGUACAACUGAUCACAUAUCAGCCGCCGGACCGUGGCUCAAAUUCCGUGGUCAUCUCAACAACAUCUCCAACAAUUUCCUGAUAACAGCAACAAACAGUGAGAACGGUGAGAUGAACUCUAUCAAGAAUGUGUUGACCGGAGAGUUUGGUCCAGUGCCUGGUACUGCUAGAGAAUACAAGGCAGCCGGUAUUGGAUGGUUAGCGGUCGGUGAUGAGAACUACGGAGAAGGCAGUUCUCGUGAACAUGCUGCGCUGGAACCACGUCAUCUUGGCGGUAAAGCUAUCAUCGUCCGAUCCUUUGCACGAAUCCACGAGACAAACCUUAAAAAGCAAGGAAUGUUACCUUUAACUUUCGCCGAUCACGCUGAUUACGAUAAGGUUCAACCUGGUGAUAAAGUUUCCAUCCUUGGACUGACAAGCUUCGCUCCGGGAGUUCCUCUUACCUGCAAACUUACACACCCUGACGGUUCUACUGACGAAUUUUCUCUCAAUCACACUUUCAACGACAACCAGAUCGGAUGGUUCAAGGCUGGCAGUGCACUCAACGCAAUGGCACAGUAAAUUAGACUCAUUGAUUUAUAUUGUUUUAGACAUGAUUUUAUUGAGGUCAUCGGCUUUGAUUUAUGUUAAUAAAUCUUCAGUUUAUGUGAAGUGUAAUUUAUUGAACUGCGUAGUAACAUAGUAUAGAUAUUUACAAGUGAUUUAUUGAGAUUCCAACUGACUUGACCUAAAACUCUUAAUCUGUGGCAUCCUAUGUGUGGAGAGCGUGCAAAAAAAACUUAACAACAGAGAAACCACAUUUGUAAGAAGUUGAUUUGGAUCAUUGAUGUUCAUUUGGCAUUUUCCAAUAAUAUAA
Bolinopsis microptera is the source of this 2656-nucleotide messenger RNA. Its product is annotated as aconitate hydratase, mitochondrial-like. The record is from RefSeq and is a predicted model, not a curated record. Gene Ontology annotation, biological process: tricarboxylic acid cycle. Gene Ontology annotation, cellular component: mitochondrion; cytosol. NCBI's taxonomy places the organism in Eukaryota, Metazoa, Ctenophora, Tentaculata, Lobata, Bolinopsidae. The coding region runs from base 40 to 2361 and encodes 773 amino acids. Gene Ontology annotation, molecular function: aconitate hydratase activity; 4 iron, 4 sulfur cluster binding. The transcript is spliced from 10 exons.